Molecule: messenger RNA, 1471 nt
Organism: Quercus lobata
Lineage: Eukaryota; Viridiplantae; Streptophyta; Magnoliopsida; Fagales; Fagaceae
Product: long-chain-alcohol O-fatty-acyltransferase-like
Exons: 1
Coding region: 255-1340 (361 amino acids)
Biological process (GO): lipid metabolic process
Source: RefSeq, a predicted model, not a curated record
CAUCGAUUCAUUCAAAACCAUAAACCAUAAAACAGAUGUAAACAGCUCAAUACAUCAAAAAUAGUUGUGAACUUUUUUAUUUUCUCAGUCAUCUUCUGUAGCAGAGGGCAAUAAUCAGUCACGGUUUGCGUUCGUCCAGUCCAAUUUAAAUCAACGCAGUCGCGAUGUUGACCAAACUUAUCAAGAGCUUCAUCAAGGUAUAGAUCAUAGUCAUCACAACUCAGUCAUUGCUAGAAAGAGAGGCAAAAAGAGAAAUGGAUGCUGAAAUCAAGAACUUCAUAAAGGUAUGGAUCACAGCCAUCACAUCUCUUUGUUAUUGUUACUACAUAGUUGCAAGGAUCCCAAGAGGAAUGAUUAGGCUGUUCUUCCUCCUCCCAAUCUUUUACCUCUUCACCAUGCUCCCUUGUAACCUCAACUCUUUUCAUCUUGGUGCCCCCACUGCCUUCUUCCUUGGUUGGCUUGGCAACUUCAAGCUCCUCCUCUUUGCCUUUGACCAAGGCCCUUUAUCACCACCCCUACCAAAACUUCUUCAUUUCAUAUCCAUUGCUUGCCUUCCCAUUAAACUCAAACAAGACCCACCUCCAAACACCAAAAACAACAAAAACUCAUCUCACAAAAGCACCCCAAAAUCCCAUAAUCCUACAAAAAUGACUAGAUCUAUGUUGCUGGUUAUAAAAGCCUUGUUUCUUGCCAUGAUAAUACGUGCAUAUAACCAUAGGUCAAAUUUACAUCCAUAUGUUAUUUUAGCUCUCUAUUGUUGCCACAUCUAUCUUGCUGUGGAAAUUGUCCUGGCCUUGGCUGCUGCCCCGGUUCAAGCCAUUUUUGGGUUUGAGAUUGAGCCACAAUUCAACGAGCCCUACUUUGCCACCUCACUACAAGACUUUUGGGGCCAUAGGUGGAACAUUAUGGUUACAAGUAUUCUACGACCUACCGUUUACAUUCCUAUUCGUUGUAUUUCUGCUAAUGUAAUUGGGUCACGUUGGGCUGCUCUACCAGCCAUUAUUUCGACCUUCAUAGUGUCAGGCCUAGCUCAUGAAGUAAUAUAUUUUUACUUCACACGUGUGCAUCCUACAUGGGAGGUAACAUGGUUCUUUGUCCUACAUGGCAUGUGCACGGCUAUUGAGGUUGUGGUGAAGAAGGCAGUGGCCAACAAAUGGCGGUUACACCGAGCAAUUUCGGGGCCAUUGACAAUUGUGUUUAUGGCGGUGACCGGUGGUUGGUUGUUUUUUCCACAAUUAAUAAGAAAUGGUGUGGAUAUGAAGGCCAUAGAGGAGUACUCAAUUUUAGUUGAUUUUGUCAAAGUCAACCUACCAUUGCACUUGCCCUUGGGCAAAAGUUAGUGUCCCAUUUUACAAAGAUGUAUACCGCACUUUUAUGUUGUAACUUCAUUUGUUCCUACCCUAGCCCCUGCCAAAGUCACAUUUAUUUGUUGGUUUGGUCAACAGCUUAAGAUGAAAAAUAUUUUUCACAA